AUGGUCAAGACACUUCCUUUCGGCGACCGACAGGUCUCUAUUCCCGGCUUUGGCGCUAUGGGACUGAAUGCGUCCAUGGGCACAGAUUUCGACCUCGCACAGUCCGAACCUGUUCUUUUGAAAGCUGUUGAGCUCGGCUGUACAUUCUGGGAUACUGCGGUUGCCUACAAGGCUGGUGAAAAUGAGAAGCUGCUGGGGGAAUUCGUUAAGAAGCACAAUGUCCGCGACAAGAUUUUCGUGGCUUCCAAGUGUGGAUUUGACGUCUUCGGACCCCAACGGAAGGUAACCAACUCGGCCGCCCAUAUCAAGGAGUACAUCGAGGGAACGAUCGACAGGCUUGGGUUCGCUCCUGAUCUCUAUUAUCUUCACAGGAUCGAUCCAAAUACACCCCUCGAGGAGUCCAUCGGCGCCCUGGACGAACUCCGCCGCAGCGGAAAAACAAAAUACAUUGGCCUGUCCGAAUGCUCAGCUGCAACUUUGCGCAAGGCUAACGCAAUCGCUAAGAUUGAUGCGGUUCAAGCCGAGUACUCUGCCUUUGAGACAAUCCACGAGACCAGUGGCCUGAUUGAAACAGCAAAAGAAUUGAGUGUGGCCUUUGUGGCAUUCAGCCCUCUGGGGCACGGCUGGCUGGUAGAUGACUUCCAGUACAAAUCUCCUGACGACUUCGCUCCUACUGAUUUCCGACGCACUGUCCCUAAAUUUCAGGGCGAAAACUUCUACAAGAACAAGGCUAUUGUUGAUGAGAUCAAGAAGCUAGCCACCAAAAAAGGUUGCUCAGUUGCGCAGAUUGCCCUGGCCUGGGUUGCUGCGCAAGGAUUGAUCACUAUCCCCGGAACGACUAGGGCUUCACGCUUGGCAGAGAACUGGGCAUCUCGUGAUAUCGAAUUAUCGGACGAGGAAGUCAAGGAGAUGCGUAAGAUUGUGGAUGCUGCCAAGCCCGUUGGAGAGAGAUUCGCCCCCAUCUUCGAAUCGAUGGUCGGUCAUUAG
This is a messenger RNA of Penicillium nucicola, 987 nucleotides long. Its product is annotated as aldo/keto reductase. The coding region runs from base 1 to 987 and encodes 328 amino acids. NCBI's taxonomy places the organism in Eukaryota, Fungi, Ascomycota, Eurotiomycetes, Eurotiales, Aspergillaceae. The record is from RefSeq and is a predicted model, not a curated record. The transcript has 6 exons. Gene Ontology annotation, cellular component: cytoplasm.